Messenger RNA from Penicillium pulvis, 1221 nucleotides. RefSeq lists its product as uncharacterized. The coding region runs from base 1 to 1221 and encodes 406 amino acids. The transcript has a single exon. Lineage: Eukaryota; Fungi; Ascomycota; Eurotiomycetes; Eurotiales; Aspergillaceae. The record is from RefSeq and is a predicted model, not a curated record.
AUGAACAACACGUCAGGAAAUGAAACCGGAAACGGAAACGGAAACAACGUGCGUCCCACUAUACCUGUCUCACAGCUCACCCAGGUCCUGCGGUACUAUUCAGAAUCGUCUACCAAUGACAUGAGUUAUACCAACAGCAACACGGUUGACCUUCCCAUCAAUCAGCUAAGCAAUCUUUCGUCGGUACAGAUAUCGAUUCCAAACGUCCAACCCCCCAACGACACUCCUGUCCCUCCUCUCAGCUCAACAAACGAAAGAGACUUGAUCGCAUUUGUACUCAUAUUCUUUGGCAUUGCUGUCUUGCAAACAGUAAUUCUUGCCGAAAUCAGUCGACCUCAGCAAGACCUACAGCUUGAAAUGAGUCACAAUAUCGUCGAAGGCCGGCGAGAAUUUCACGAAUUUCUGACGUCUACAUUCCCGAAUAUAUUCCAAGCGGUCCUGGGAGUUCCCCAAGAAGUCCAACAAGGCGCCCGGGAAGAACUCCAAUAUAUACACCGAAGCAUUCAAAACCUCCAAGACCUCCCACAAGAUUUCGUCCAGCUCUCUUUCGACCUCCGCGAAGCCAUCCAAGCGCAAUUUACCGAAAUGUUCGGAACUGUGGAAAAAGGCCUACAGAGAGGAUUUGACCAGGUCACGGAUGACCUCAAUAAAUACCAGGCCGAAUUCAGACAGACCUGGGCACAGGAUGGAGUCCCGCCUCUGUCGCGUGCAAACACCCCCGAAGCGGGCGACCAAGAUAUAUUCUGGAGGGAAACCUGGACGGAGAUGAAAGAUGAUUUCAAACGGACAGUAGAAGGUUUCAAUAGAAACCUACUCAUGCUGAAUGUGGUUAUCGAUGCUUUCCAUGACCAGUUCCAGAGGCUUCCGACUAUGAUGGCUGAUGAACUGACGAGGGCAUUCAAGGCGGAGAUCAAAAAGUAUGAGAUUGAUAUCAAGAUUGAAAAUGCGAAUUCAAGUGCAGCUGUUGAUACUGAUCGAUUGGCCUCCCUGGCGUCGAAUUCGCGGACGAACGGGACCGAGAUGGAUCUUCAAGAGAGUCCAGAGAAUCCAAUCGUUUCGGGUCAUCGUGUGCAAGAAGUCGAGACGGGGCCGGAGGGAAGUCCUGAGCUGCCGAGAUCUGAACCACAGGGUCUUCCUUCGGACGAACCGGAGUUUGAGCAUUCGGAAUUUGUACUGUCAAAUGCAGUAGAUGCAGGUUUGCAAGUCGAUGGAGCGGAGUAG